Paramacrobiotus metropolitanus is the source of this 2324-nucleotide messenger RNA. RefSeq lists its product as uncharacterized. NCBI's taxonomy places the organism in Eukaryota, Metazoa, Tardigrada, Eutardigrada, Parachela, Macrobiotidae. Gene Ontology annotation, biological process: regulation of transcription by RNA polymerase II. The record is from RefSeq and is a predicted model, not a curated record. Gene Ontology annotation, molecular function: chromatin insulator sequence binding. The transcript has 4 exons. Bases 206 to 1894 code for a protein of 562 amino acids. Gene Ontology annotation, cellular component: chromosome.
UGAUCGACAACGCGCGUUCGUGACGUUUUUGCCAUCACUUCGAUUUGCAAAUCGAUGUGGUGAGCGUGUGUUUCUCGAUUUAUUUGUUCGCUUUUGUCAAAAACGAUUUCCGCGUGAUUGCUGGCCAUUUUUACGAUUGCCAGCAGCCUCCCUUAUUUGUCCGGGGAAAAUUUACACCGACUGACCGAGCUUGAAUCCAUUCCGUAUGACGGACACCGAGGAGUUCUCGACGAAUCUGGCCUCGCAGUCCAUCGCCUUCCACACCAAGCCAGACCCCAUCAUCAGCAACGGGAUGCCGGGUGUCACCGCCAGCAACCCCCCGACCCCCACGGAGGCCCCGGCGGCGGCGGUGGCGGUCGUCGACGCUCCCGUCGUCGUCGUCGCCCUGCCGACCACCCCGGAGCCGCCCGUCACCCUGGACACGGUGUAUCUGUUCCUGGAGGAGGCCGCCAACAAGAACCAGACCCUGGCCCCGUGGAAACUGCACAUUGAUCAGGCGCGCCAUAUCGUGGUCUUCUACCAGCUGGACAUGCACGGACGGGAUCUGCCGCGCUUCUCCAAAGCGCUGCGUCUGGAGCAGGAGAGUGCCGUCAGUCGCUGGGUGAAGGCCACCAUCUUCCUGGGCGAGCGCCGGAUGACGGAUGAUUUUGUGAAGAUUAUUCUCGGCCGCGUGCUGCUGCAGGAAAUCGGGGAUGUGGAGCGGCUGCUGCAGCAUGUGGAGCGCUUUCCCAUGGAUGCGUCGUUCGAGGGGUCGCCGCUGCUGAAUUUGGGCGUGGAUCAGGGCGUCAAUACCAUGCCGAUGAUGUUCCACAACGGCAGUAUGACCGUGUACGAGCGCAGUGAGCCGGCGUCCCUGACGGCGCUGCCGCCGGCCACCCUGACCCCGCCGGCCGUGCGCGGACGUCGCGGCCGCAAGAAGGGCUUCAGUCCGCGUCGGGCGCAGACCAUCUCCACCCUUCCGGAUCCCCCUGCUGCUUCCACCAUCAUAUCCACCGCCCUCACCGCGGCGGGGUCGUCUUCCAACCGGGUGACCCGCUCGGCGCACCGCGGCCUGUCCACCGUCGCCAAGACGAUGGCGCCGGCGCCGGUGGCCCCCGUGUUCGAGGUGUCCAUUCUCAAGGAUCCCAAGCGCUUCUACUGCACCCAGUGCGAUAAAUCCUACACGGCGCUGCAUAACCUGCGCGCUCACACCGACAAGACCCAUCCCCUGACGACGGGGGUGACGCUGAGUGGCGGAGGCGGCGCGGUGGUGAAACGCGGACGUGGACGCGGGCGUGGAGGCCGCCGGGGACGGGGAGGGCGGCGGGGACGCGGACGCAAGCGCCCGGUGCCGGCGGCGGUGACGGCGAUCGCCCCGCAGGUGGUGGUGCCGGUGCUGAACGGCAUGGAGGAGAGCGCCACGGAGAGUGAGCCGCGCGGAUCGCAGACGGAAGAGAUGACGCAGGCGGCCGUGGAGGCCCUGGACGGCGCCGGCGGCGCGCCCGGCUCCAGCAGCGGAAAAGGCGGCCGUCAUGCCUGCCAGUACUGCGACAAAUCCUACACCCAGCGUCACAAUCUCACCACUCACCAGAAGAAAUGCCACCCGGUGGAGUACGCCUUCCCGGACAGCUACGCCGCCCAGCAGGCCGCGCACCACCACACCCGCGGCCAAUCGGGCUCCAGCGGGACAGGAGGGGGAAGUAGCGCGGCCGGGGACGGGAACCCCAAGUACGGCUGCCAGCACUGCGGCCGGCAGUUUGACCGGGCGCAGACGCUCAAAUUCCAUCUGAUCCGCGCUCACCCGCAGGAGGAGGCCAAACGCAACGGCGUCGACGAGGAUGUGGACAUGGAAGAGGGCCCGGGGACGGAGGAGGACCGCUCGCAGGUGUACGAGUUCGCCGACGCCAACGGCUGAAACAGGGGACGUUGGGGCCGGGGGAAUCUCAGUCUCUUCCUUUUUGUCGGCUGAUGCGGAUGUGUUUGGGUCUCAGUUGUUCGUUAAUCGUUGCAUUAUUUACAAACAUAUUAUUUACCAGUAAAAUACAUUAUGAUUAUUUGAAAUUGCUAGGUCGAAUAUUUGUUUUUCUUUUUGUUAAGAUUGUUUCGCGGCGCGGAUUGGUGUUUUGGCACAGGGAAUGCAGAUUUGUAGGUUUGAUGUUUUUUUUUGUUCUUGAGGAUGAGGUUGAACGUUGUGUACUUGGUGGAAUUCGGUUUGAUUAGCGGCUGUAUUGUACUGGACUCGGGUUCGUUGCAUGGGUAGAGGCGCAAUGAUUUUGGAGAUUUUGUUGUUAAGCAUAGCAGGGAAUUUUACUUUGGAUGAAAUUCGUAAUAAAGAUUUUGUUGUA